Molecule: messenger RNA, 969 nt
Organism: Pseudophryne corroboree (corroboree frog)
Lineage: Eukaryota; Metazoa; Chordata; Amphibia; Anura; Myobatrachidae
Product: protein kinase C delta type-like
Exons: 2
Coding region: 1-921 (306 amino acids)
Biological process (GO): peptidyl-serine phosphorylation
Molecular function (GO): ATP binding; protein serine/threonine kinase activity
Source: RefSeq, a predicted model, not a curated record
AUGCUUGGAGAGGGCGCCUUCGGGAAGGUGUUCCUAGCUUCCCAUUCCACCAGCAAACAGCGUCUGGCAGUGAAAGUAAUAGAAAAGAGGAAAGCAUUGAACAGCAUUAAGAAAUACUCCAUCGUUCCACACCCCGGCCAUAUAUUCUUUGUAAUGGAGUACCUGAGUGGGGGAGACCUCUUCCAAUUAAUACAGAGAAGAGCCCCAUUUGAUGUCCCUACUAUCAGGUUUUUUGCAGCAGAAAUACUCUGUGGGCUGCAGUUCCUUCACACAAGAGGCAUUGUCCACAGGGACAUUAAGACAGACAAUAUACUUCUGGAUGCAGCUGGCCAUGUGAAAAUUGCAGAUUUUGGCCUCUCUGCCAUGAAUGUCCAUGGUGAUAAGAAAAUCUCAGGACAAACUGGGACUCUGUAUUACAUGGCCCCAGAGAUUACCUGUAACCUCCCAUAUAACACCACGGUAGACCUCUUUUCAUUCGGGGUAGUAUUAUUUGAAAUGGCUACCGGAGUAUACCCCUUUCAUGCUGGCGAUGAUUCUGACGAGGUUAUGGAGUCUAUCAGGCAAGAUGCUCCACGCUAUCCGAGCAAUCUCCAUCCAGAGCUUAGGGACAUCCUUGAAAGACUCUUAUGCAAAGACCCAGAGGAAAGGCAGAAACUCUGUAGUAACAUCAAAUGUCAUCCAUUCUUCAAGUCCAUAAACUGGAAGCAACUAGAGACCGGCAGGAUAACUCCCCCAUUUACCAUGUAUCCUACCCCAGAGACAAUGGCUGAAGCUAUACCGGUGGAUGACCUUCUCUCACCUACAGAAUCUGCAAUAUCUGCAGAGGAUGAGAGCCUGUUCACAGGAUUCUCCUUUACCAGUGACACAUGGACAACAAUGAACUGCGUAAAGCAAACUACCAGCCGCUGCAUCAUCCUCUAGGCAGUAGCACCACCAGCUGCCUCCUCCUCCCGGCACAACCACCACCAG